AUGUCGCUUUCGACGGAAGAGUCUCGAGAGGAGAGGGUACUGCCGAAUGCGCAGGAAUGGGAGGCACUCGCUGAGUACGAGCGGGUAGAGGCCGCGUUCGAGCUGCUUAAGCGCAUCUCCGGGACGUGCCUGCGUCACGGCCACCUCCGCGUGAUGGAACGAGAGGAGUUCAUGUGCUACGGUGCUCAUGCAGAUUCCGUCAGCAGCACACGUCGACUGCUCCUUUACGGGCGCGUGCGGUAUUGUCAUAGGGAAGCGCUGUUGGCGCUCGUGCGGCAGGUACGCUUGCACUCGGUGCGUGACCUCGAUACUGUCGUCACAGCGGGGUUGCAGGCAGGCGACCUCGUGCCACACCUGUUGCUGGAGCCUCUCACGCCGUCCCUCCACACCAACGCGUACCUACGUUGGUACCGCGUCUAUUGUGCCAUGCGAUGCGGAAUCUUCCGCUGCCUGCGCGUGCAGCAACAGAAGAUGAGGCAUCGUCUGCGCCAACUGAUGCACGAGUCAGUGGCUACGCCAUUGACCAACAAGACAGGAAAAGACGAAGGGGGGAGUGCUGCGGAGAACCUGGUGGCCACAUCGUCGGGGAACUUGAAUUCCUCAGGGCACGCAAGCACGCUGCGCUUCUACACGCAGGAGCUCGGUGAUCUCUUCGAAAAGGAGGCCGGUGCACUGAACGACUUCAUGGCCGCCACGAAGGAGACGCGGGUCUCGCUGGCCUGCAUUGCCGCCACUGUCCCUUCCGUCUUCGUCGCGUGGUCAUGCCACUACCCCGACUGCAUGGACUGGUUACAGAGGCACCUGUUUAGCGACUCUCACCUGCAAGAGACGCUGGCCACAACUGGACUCUCAGGGCGGUACGCAGUCCUUCUGGACAAAGAUCCUUGGCUGUCGUUUGCGGCCGAGCACGGCGAUGUGCUGCCACGUCCUCCGGAGAAGGAAACCUUUCGCAUUGAGCUACUGCAACCGCUUUCGAAACGGGCACAGAUUGUCCUACUAAACGUCGACGAGGACGCUGCCGAAGCCCGCACCGCGUUCGAGCACCUGAACAGAGGACUCCGUGGUUGGCAGAGCCCUGAAGUCGACCUGCUGUCGCUGUGGUGUGGCCACCAGGGCCUUCAGUCAGAGGUGGCAACUCUUUUUCACAUUGAAACGCUCCCCUUCAUUGUUGACGCGCGCCCAGGAGGCCGCAGGGGAUUGUCGAAGGUGCCCUCUCGAGUGAGAGUGCACUCGCACAACAGUAGGCGACCGGUGAUUGCGCGCUCUUCACGCGAUACAACCGAGGUGACGAAGGAUAUGUACGGCAUCGCCGACACACCGAAGAUGCGCCGCAGGCGUGGGGAGGCCGGUGCACCGACACUGGCGCUGUCUGAGGACGACAACGUAUGGCACAACCUGCCUGCCCUGGAGCGUGCUCGUAUUGCUGACCGACUGAGCACGCACAUCGCACAACGCCGCCUUCCAUUGUGCUUCACUGCUUUUGUUGGGCGGGAGUACGUGAUAAGAAACCCCUACACCAAUGAUCCAUGCAAGGCUUUGGAGUGUAUCGUCAGCUCGUGCGCGAGGCUCGACGGCGAGUACGUCACUGGACAUGACUUGAUGCCGGUUGCCACGGAGCUGCGCCGCAUGCACCAGCUAGACGGUUUCAAGUUCAACGUCAGUAUCGUGGAGCCCUCGACCCCGCUUGUGUCAUCGCUAGAUUGGGCGACAUCGCAGUUUCGACUGCAAGAAAAGACGCACGUGGCGACAUGUUCCCACUGUCAGGUGACCAUAGAUGUUGGUGCAGCUGCACAUGUAAGGUGCUUACAUUGCCCCUCGAGUGAUAGGCGUGGCGUCCUGUGCGAGGUGUGCGCCUUUACAGCUCUGUGCCACCCGCCUCAGCAUAUUCUUCUGAAAAUUCCACCUGGAGUAUGGGCCCCGUCGUUACCGUUGCUGUGGGGCCCUUCCAACGUUGCUCCGCUCGCUAUGUUUGCGGAACGAUCGAAACCGAACCGGUUUAGCUUCCCCCACAGUAUCUACUGCAAUCGAUGCCGCAGCAUGAUUCGCGGCAUCCGAUGGAAGUGUGCUCGCUGCUACCAGUACGAUCUCUGUGAUCCAUGCGCCCGGAUCUAUAGCGAGCGAGCAGUGUCCACGAUGUCCAAACCAGAUGCCCCUGCCCACGGGGACACAUUGCGACCCGCUAUGUUUUCCUCGUCCCCAUCGCCGUUGCGGUCCACGCCGCACGUGACACCGCACUGCGGCGAGGACGCGACGCACCCAAUGCUGUUUAUUCCUCACACACAGGGGUCUAACACGAACGGCUUUUUGAAGCCAGCGUGCAGCGAACACCUGGGCGAGUGGUUGCUUACACUCUAA
Molecule: messenger RNA, 2355 nt
Organism: Leishmania braziliensis MHOM/BR/75/M2904
Lineage: Eukaryota; Euglenozoa; Kinetoplastea; Trypanosomatida; Trypanosomatidae
Exons: 1
Coding region: 1-2355 (784 amino acids)
Molecular function (GO): zinc ion binding
Source: RefSeq, a predicted model, not a curated record